AUGGGGAAGUCGUUCCAAAGAGUCCAUGCCUCUGCCGUGGGCAAUUUCGAAGAUGGCGUCGGCGAAAAGAUUCCACAAUGGAUUCGGGCAAAUGGAGGACAGUUCUCGAGAGAUGUGAACCCUCGAGUUACCCAUCUCAUUGCCACGAAGGAGGCGUUCAAAAAUCAUGCAGCUCCAGUUGAAACGGCCAAGAAGCUCGGCACUAUCAAGAUCGUCGCAUUCGAUUGGCUUGAAGAUUCACUGCUGUCAAACACUCGCCGACCAAAGCCUGAGGGGCCAUAUCUUCUGAAAAGUCUGACGAGACUCGAGAAGAAGGAUUUCCAAAGGACGAAGGUCAUGCCAAAGUCCACCAAGGUGGGCAAGGAGACCAAAGCAAAGAUUGCAAAACGUCUCAUAGGUCCCGCUGAUCCUUUCCUCGGCCCAAAGGGAAAAAGAAAGCCCGUGCGUCGGGUGUACCAGGACCGAAAGACAAAAGUGGUUUACAGUAUUACCUUGUACCGCCCAUCGAAACCACCAGUCACCAGCAGAGAAAAAUGCCAAUUGACUCUUUUCGAGACCACCGCCGAGCCACCCACCUACUCGACCUACGCCAAAUUUAGCCGCAUUGGCGCGUCCAAUGUUGAGCUUCUGGCGGGACCAAGAUGCAAUCUGGAGCUCGCUGUGGAGAAAUUCAAGCAGUUCUUCGAGGAACAGACUGGUAAGGAAUGGGACGAAAGGGCAAGCGGAAAGAUGCCAGCCACAAAGAAAGACCCGGACGGAAACAGCUUGCCUAUUCACGAGGGGUGGUUCUAUCUUGAGGAAAAGGCGACCAUCCUUGGUACAUUCCUGCGGGAACCCCAGAGCCCAGGCUGUCAAGAGUCCACUGGCCCCGUCGCAUAUGAUGGUAUCGAGGAGAACAGAAUUGAGGAUAAGAUGGCAGACCAUCAGGUCGAAGAUGGGGGUGACGAUGAGGGCGGAGGCGAAGGAAAUGGCGAAGACGAGGGUGCAGACGGAUCUGAAGCCGAUGAAGCUAGUGAUGACAUUGACAAUGACGAGAUGGAUGGGUAG
Messenger RNA from Penicillium digitatum Pd1, 1047 nucleotides. The record is from RefSeq and is a predicted model, not a curated record. NCBI's taxonomy places the organism in Eukaryota, Fungi, Ascomycota, Eurotiomycetes, Eurotiales, Aspergillaceae.